Aphis gossypii (cotton aphid) is the source of this 1254-nucleotide messenger RNA. Its product is annotated as zinc finger MYM-type protein 1-like. Gene Ontology annotation, molecular function: nucleic acid binding. Bases 1 to 1254 code for a protein of 417 amino acids. The transcript is spliced from 9 exons. Lineage: Eukaryota; Metazoa; Arthropoda; Insecta; Hemiptera; Aphididae. The record is from RefSeq and is a predicted model, not a curated record.
AUGGGUAAUCUCGAAGUUUUGUUUUUUCCUCCCAAUAUGACAUCUGUGGUUCAGCCAAUGGACCAAGGAAUUAUUAAAAAUUUCAAGCACCAUUACCGUACUCUACUAGUACUGAACUUGCUACAAGAUGGUGGUAAAAUUGAUAUUUUACAAGUAAAUCGAAUGUCCAAAAAUGCCUGGGAACAAGUAACAUCAGAAACCACUACAAACUGUUUCCGUAAAGCUGGUUUUUUAAGCGGAAAUUCAGAAAAUGUCAGUGAUGAAGAAAUUCAACAAACGAUUACAAUAAAUGUAUGGGACAAUGUGAGUAUAAAAACAACAGUGACGCUUGAUCAAUCUGAAGUAAAAGAAAUAAAAGUAACAUAUCAGAUUGUCCCUGUUGAAAAAUCCAAUAUUGGCAAUAUUUCAGAUUUAGGCGAUAUUGAAAGUGGACCAAAACAACCAAUAUUAAUGGCAUAUCCUAAAACGCUCAUUGGCACUCAAAAAAGAGGAUUUUCUAGUAGUUGCUAUAAAGAUAACGCAUGGCUUGAAUAUAGUUGUCACCUCGAUGCUGCUUUUUGUUAUUGUUGCCGGUUGUUUGCUUCUGGUAGUGGGAAUCAAGAAGAUACAUGGACAGUCACUGGGUUUUGUAAUUGGAAAAAGAUUACAAAUAAAAUAAAGAGUCAUUCAUCAACAACAAUUCAUUUAACUUGUAUGACUAAGCAAGGAAUUGCUUUUAGAGGGCAUUUAGAGGAUAAGGAAUCUAACAAUCAAGGCAAUUUCAAAGAAGCAUACAGCAAAAAAAUUUCACACACUAGCUGGAUAGUACAAAUGAAAUUGAUUGAUAUUUGUGCAGAACAUAUUAAAACAACUAUUAUUAAUGAAGUAAAGUUGACAGGGUUUGUGGCAAUAAUGGUUGAUGAAGCUAGAUCAUAUAAAGAAGAACAGUUAUCAAUAUGCAUAAGAUAUGUGAAUGGUUUAGAUGUUUGCGAACGUUUCUUAACUUUUAUUGAUGUUUCAAGUAGCCAAAAGGCAAUUGAUAUUGUUGCUGCUAUACUCAUGUUUUUAGAACAAUCAAAUAUGAAAGAUGUUAAAGUAAUAGCACAAUCAUAUGAUGGGGCCAGUGUUAUGUCGGGACAGCAUGGUGGUGUACAGACUUUAAUGAAAGAGCAUUAUCCUUAUGCCAUAUAUAUUCACUGUGUGGCCCAUAGAUUGAAUUUGAUUGUAGUAGAUACUUGUAAAAAUAUAAUAGUAAAAUGCAAGAAACAUGUUUAA